ACUGUGCUAUUUAACAGUAGACAUGUUGGCUGUGGGUCAACUGGCUGCUCUUGUAAUCCUCAUUCUUCAGAGGUGGAUCAUCGAAGCCACAGGUCUGACUCAUGCAGCGGCUGAGUUAAAAACUGCUGGAGCGCUCUGAGAACAAACAGAGUCUGCUGUGGGACGCUUCUGCUCAACACUUCUGCAAGAUUUUUCAAGAAUCGGGCGAGGGGAUCUGGGACAGAAUCUGUUAGUGGAGAUUUGAUCAUGGACUACUCGGGGCUGCUGCUGCUGCUGCUGCUCAGCCUCAGACGAGCUCUUUGUGCAGUGGUGCAAUGGAGCGAGUUAGACGAAGCAAAGGCCUAUCUGAGGCAGUACGGCUACCUGAACGACCCUGCUGAUCCACAGGACCCUAAUUAUCUGGAGGAGCUCAUUGAAGCUCUUAAAGUGUUCCAGAAUGUGAAUGAUCUGCCACCUACUGGAGAAAUAGAUGAACCAACUCUGGAUGUGAUGAGACAGCCCCGCUGUGGUAUGGAGGAUCCCUUCAACAAGAAAUUUCACAAGUACAGAGUGAUGGGCCGCUGGAGAAAAAAAAGUCUGACGUACCGCAUUUACAACUACACUCCUGACAUGACGAAGUCAGAAGUCAAGGAAGCCAUCCAAGCUGCCUUCAAAUACUGGAGCGACGUGGCGCCUCUGAACUUCAGAGAGGUCAACUAUGGUCGAGCAGACAUAAAGAUCUCCUUCCACAAAAAAGACAGCUACUGUGCCGUCCCGUUUGAUGGCCGUGGUCACGUACUGGCCCACGCUGAGUCACCAGAAUCUGGUAUUGUCCACUUUGAUGAGGAUGAGUUCUGGACCGAGAAAAAAUAUUAUGGCACUAAUCUGCGUAUUGUAGCUGCUCAUGAAAUAGGCCAUGCCCUGGGCCUGGGUCACUCUCAGUUCAGGAGUGCUCUGAUGGCGCCCGUCUACUCUGGUUACCGUGCCAACUUCAGACUGGAUUCAGAUGAUGUGAAAGGCAUCCAGGCUCUGUAUGGCAAACGCACCACCAGCACAACAUCCAGUCCAACAACUUCAGAGAGUCUGACUCCACCUGAAAACAGCCAGGGGACUGAGAGCGCCCCUGAUCCCUGCACUGCAUCCCUGGACGCCAUCAUAUUAGGUCCGUGGAGAAAGACCUUUGCUUUUAGCGGGGAUUAUGUGUGGACCAUCUCUGAUAUGGGACACAACAUACCAAUAAAAAUUAACAGACUGUGGAGUGAACUCCCUGGAAACCUAAAUGCUGCUGUGCACUCCCAACGAACCAACAAGACAUACUUCUUUAAAGGCAGUGAAGUUUGGAGGUAUACCAAGUUCACGCUGGACUACGGCUACCCCAAACAGGUGAAACGGAUCCCUCCUAACAUCGAUGCUGCCUUGUACCUGGAGAAGAACAAUAAACUGGUCUUCAUUAAGGGUUCAGAGCACUGGCAGUGGGACGAGCUGAAGUACAAUGACUUGACUUUAUACCCCAAACCACUCAGCACGCUCUUCUUUGGAGUUCCGUCCACUCCUGACGCAGCCUUCACCUGGACCAACGGCAAGAUCUUCUUCUUUAAGGGGGACAAGUACUGGCGGGUGAACAAUCUGUUCAGAGCAGACAGAGGAUACCCCCUGAGCAAGAAGGAGCGCUGGAUGCAGUGCUGAACCUCGACCAUCAGGGGGCAGCAGCUACCAAGAGGUGUGAAGCAGGGGUUCCAGUCCCCAGGGGCAUUGACAACCACUCAACCUCAACAGUAGUCACAAAUACUAGAUGAGCAUUGACAACAUUAGGGGAAAACUAGUGUAAUUUUCAUUUCACUGGACUAAAGCUAAGUUACCCUCCAGUGCAGGCUGAUAUUUGUGAGGGUUACUUGAAUGCAGAAUUAUAAAAGCUUUCAUAUGGUCUCUGGGAAAAAUGAUCCCUCUUAUGUUUUUUUUUUUCUUUGGCACAUGUGUUGGAUUAUGUGGUAAUGCUUUCAGUAAGAUGUAAUACUAUGAUGGGAGUGUGCACUUUGUGUUCAGUUUUGUUUAACCAACUCCUUAAUCAAUUUCUUAAAUGCACACUUCCAUUGUGUCAUGAAUCACGCUGGACUGUGAGAAAUCAUGUGGCAUUGAUUUGUCUACUGAUUUUAAGUGGAAAUGUAACAUUUUGUACUUUUAAACAAGACAUGACAACAACAAAUAAAGAAAUUCUUUCCUGGUUUUAGUUCUCAA
Molecule: messenger RNA, 2214 nt
Organism: Mugil cephalus (flathead mullet)
Lineage: Eukaryota; Metazoa; Chordata; Actinopteri; Mugiliformes; Mugilidae
Gene: mmp19
Product: matrix metallopeptidase 19
Exons: 9
Coding region: 247-1665 (472 amino acids)
Biological process (GO): proteolysis; collagen catabolic process; extracellular matrix organization
Cellular component (GO): extracellular matrix
Molecular function (GO): metalloendopeptidase activity; zinc ion binding
Source: RefSeq, a predicted model, not a curated record